UUAUAAACUAAACACUGCCUUCUUUUAUUUGUUGUUUCUAUUCUGGUCUGAGCGACCCAAACUGACAACAUAACGAGGUUAGGGGCAUGCCAACCGGACUAUGGGAAUGUUUGUCAGAAGUUGAUCACAGGGAAGAGGCGAGGGUCAUUCUGCUGGAAGAGGACAACAGUUAAUUCAGUAAACCCUCUGGAUUCAAUAUGAAACGUCAGCACUUCAUUUACAGGACUGCAUACUGGGACUUAUAUUUUUAAUGGAUGGGCGAGGCGGCCAAUUACUUCCAGGAUGGUCUUUCGGACAGCUCAGCGAUUCAUGAUGGAGGGGGCCGCAUUUGUUUCAUUGUGAGGAAACUUUUAGUGAUAAGGUGGAGGCGCCCUUUGGCGGCCCUCAUUUUGAAUACAUGUAUACUGCUUCGACCUUAGCGACCUUAGUUUCUAAAGGCCAGCCAGACCGGGCUUUGUCUGAACAGUUUGAUGUCGACACAGGAACACAGCACGAGUUAUUUCCUGGCGCUUUCUCCCACUCACGGAGAGACGGUCUUGUCCCAGUACCAGGGCCUCCGCAAUGACAAACUGCUGUGUGAUAUCGUGCUGGUGGCCGAGGGGACCGAGUUCAAUGCCCACAGGUCUCUCCUCGCGUGUGCCAGUGAUUACUUCAGAUCGAUGUUUAAAGAUUACACCAAGGAAUCGAAGGCCAGCGUGGUUUAUUUACACAUGGUGUCAGCCACCGGGCUCCAGCACGUGUUGGAUUUUAUCUAUAACUCCUGCCUGGUGCUCUCCCUGGAGACCCUGCCGCAGACUCUGGAGACGGCCAGGUAUUUACAGGUGCUGGAGGCUGUUCACCUCUGCUCUCGCUAUCUGGUCAGCAGCCUGAGUCCCGGCAGCUGCUGCCAAGCCGCCAACGUGGCCGCCAGGUUCGCCCUGCCCGAGGCUCAGAGACGGGCUGAAGGUUACAUCUGCAGCAACUUGUGGCGCCUCCUGGCAGCGGGCGUGGAGGAGAGCGGCUUGAUGGAGCUGAACCUGGAGUCGCUGGCGGCGGUGCUGGAGUCGGAGCAGCUGCCCCGCCUGAAGGAGGAGACGCUGCUGGCCCUGCUGCUGGCGUGGCUGAACCGGGACAAAUGCCGGUGGGAGCAGGCGGACCGGCUGCUGCCCCACAUCAGGUACUGCCUCCUCCCCAGGGCGGAGCUGCACAGACUGGCCUCGGAGCCCCGCCUGCUGGAGGGGGUGGCCGUCCAGGGGCUCAUCGCCCGGGCCCUGGACUACCACCGGGCCGAGAGCCGGCAGCCGGUGCUGCAGAGCCGGCAGAGCAGGCUGAGGACGGGGGAGGAGGGGCAGCUGCUGGUGGUGGGGGGAGUCAGCCUGCACCAGGGAGCAGUCAGCAGCCUCUGGGCGCUCAAUCCGCUCAGCAGCGAGUGGAGAUCCGUCAGCCGGUGCCCCAGGAUUCAGAAUCACUGCGUCUGUGUCCUCGCCGACUUUCUCUUCGUCCUGGGAGGGGAAGAGCCUGAAGCGGCCGACCAGGAUCCCAAGAGUGUGCGGCUGACCAUCAGUAACCGGCUGCAGAGAUACGACCCCCGCUUUGACCGCUGGAGCCAGCUGGCCAACAUGCAGAGCCGCCGGGCACAGUUCAGCUGCUGUGUGCUGGACGGGUGCAUCUUCGCCCUGGGAGGUCGCUGCGGCCUCGGUGCCUCCCUGGCCGCCGUCGAGGUCUACGACCUGAGCAGCGGCCGCUGGGACAAGGUGAGGAACCUCCCUCACAAGAUGCACGGCCACGCCUGUGCCGUCCACAACGACACCAUCUACAUCUCCGGGGGCCAGCAGGACGGCCAGGCGGACAGCAGUAAGGAAAUGUUCUCCUUCCACCCUCUGGAAGCCCAGUGGAAGAGGUGCCCGCCCAUGAGCAUCGCCCGCUUCGGCCAUCAGAUGGCCACGGUGGGGGACCGCAUCUUCUCCUUUGUCGGCAUGUACGAGCCCUUCUGUGACAUCGAGUGCUACGAGCCGCUGCACCAACAGUGGCAGCGGCUCAGACCCUUGCUCUUUGACCGCUCCUGCUAUGGCCUGGCGGUCGUGGAUACAAACGUGUACCUUGUCGGGGGCAAGAAAUGGCACAACUCACAGGAGGUGGCUGCCCAGAACGCGAUCGUGUACGACACCAGCACCGACACCUGGAGAGAAGCCUGCAAACUCCCCUUGCCCUUUUGUGGGGGUCAGUGCGCUGUGCUGCAGCUCAUGGAUCUACCCGAGGCGGAGGACAAACUGAACAUGGAAUUGCACAAUUAGAAAAUUCCUUUGACACAAUUCAGAUAGGUCUCACCUUGAAUAAAGCAGAUGGCUUUCCCGCACUCUGUCCAUUACCAAUGACAGCUUGAGAUGGACAAACUGACGGGGUGCAUUCAGGCAAUGGAGUUAAUCUUCAUUUCUACAAAACCCCAGCCUGUUUUGUUGGCCAUAGCAUGCCAGGAAACAGAUGUUACUUUUUGCUAUAGCUGAAAUUUACUAAACAAGUUAGUAAAUGGAAAUUAAAAAAAAACUCACAUGAAAACACCAUUUAUCUAGCUCACCGUCCUCCCCCAAAUUUUUGACUGAUUUGGAUCGUUUACCUUGGAGAAGGUGCAUUGGAGAUUUACUAGAAUUAUGCCAGGGAUCAGAGAUUUCAGUUAAGUGGAGAGACUGGAGAAGUUAGGAUUUUUAGGAGUUUAGAGAAGAUGAAAAGAGGAUUUAGUAGAGGUUUUGAAAAGUAUGAGGAUUUUGAAAGAUUAGGUAAAGGAGAAACUGUUUCCACAGUAAGGAGGAUUGACAACCAGGGGACACAUCGAAAAUAAUUGAUAAAAAGAACCAGGGAUGAGGAGAAUUUUUUACACAGUGAGUUGUUACAAACUGGAAUGCAUUACCUGAAAGGGUGGUGGUUGCAGAUUCAAUAGUAACUUUCAAAAGGGAGUUAGUUAUUUACUUGGAAAAAGGAAAGAUUUUCAGAGCUAUGGGCAGUGAGCCAAGAAGUGGGGCUAAUUGGAUAUCUCUUUCAAAGAGUUGGCAUAGGUUCAAUGAGCCAAUUGGCCUGCUGUGCUGGAUGAUUCUAUGAUUUCUGAGCACAAGGUUUUCACAAUCCUUGUCUGCAGGUUUAUGUGAAUCUGAUCUUGGGGUGCAUUAUUUGAAGGAUGCUGAAGCCUGUAGAUCCAUAUUAUGCUGUGAGUUGUAUCUCUCUGUGUGCUCAGCUAUCUUUAAAUGUUAAAUGAGAGGGUGGUAGCAGCCUCCAAUAUUUUUCUACAUUAAAAUGUUUCUAGCAGGUCUGUUGCAUGCUAGGGUAUUUUACAAUGGUGCCUUUUUUGACUUGACUCUCAACAAUAUGCUUUCUUCACCCCUCCACAUUGCAAAUCACUUCACAAUAUAAUAGCACAAGAGUGCGGUGAAAGUACUAGUGGGGGACGAGAACGAACAGUGCACUAUGUUGGAACUUAUUAAUUACAAACUAAAUAGGAAGUAGGAUUCUGCAAAUGACAUGAUGCCAAAAUUCACAAGUAGCUUAUGAAACUCAAUUCAAGAGUUACAAAUUUAAUAAUGUGUAAGAAUUAAAUAUAUUAGUCAGCCGCAUUAUGUAUUACAUUUGUACAGUUAGUUCACCUAUCUGCUGUCACCUGUAUGUGCAUUGUCAAGUUAGUGAUAUCAAGUUGUUUGGGUCAUAUUUUAUUUCAAAGGAAUUUUGGCCAAAUUUCAAUGUCCUUGCAUGAUGAUUUCAUGUGAACCAAUUCCAAUGUUGCAGGCAGGAAACCCAACAUACACCACAUGUAGGAAGGUUGUCCGGGUUGAUUGGCAUGUUAUCAGUUUAACUAAGACUCCAUGAUAAGUACAGUGAUUUUCCAAUAUUUUACAGCACUAUCGUGAGAUUAACUUUUGUGGGACAUUCACGAUUAUGUGGAAUUUGCAGCUUGCGAUAAAUACACAGGUCUACACACACCAUUUGGUUGCUAUCCUUUUUUUUCACUGUGCACUUAGAACAACUAACUUGGGUCCAUGAAUCUUGGGCUCUCAGAAAAAAAAUGGCAACGUAUUUGUUAAUGUUUGAAUGUGACUUGCCUAUUGGAAAUUAACUAUUUUCGGAAUAAAAUUAUUUAAACUCA
This is a messenger RNA of Carcharodon carcharias (great white shark), 4108 nucleotides long. Its product is annotated as kelch-like protein 34. The transcript has a single exon. The record is from RefSeq and is a predicted model, not a curated record. Gene Ontology annotation, molecular function: protein binding. Bases 471 to 2273 code for a protein of 600 amino acids. Lineage: Eukaryota; Metazoa; Chordata; Chondrichthyes; Lamniformes; Lamnidae.